Guillardia theta CCMP2712 is the source of this 1185-nucleotide messenger RNA. RefSeq lists its product as hypothetical. Lineage: Eukaryota; Cryptophyceae; Pyrenomonadales; Geminigeraceae. The annotation marks the transcript as partial. Gene Ontology annotation, cellular component: membrane. The transcript has a single exon. Gene Ontology annotation, biological process: regulation of membrane potential; potassium ion transmembrane transport. Gene Ontology annotation, molecular function: voltage-gated potassium channel activity. The record is from RefSeq and is a predicted model, not a curated record.
AUGAAUCCUCAAGUCCAGAAGCGUCAGAAGUUUCCGUUCGACCCGGACUCUACCGCCAAGCAGGCAUGGGAUCUUAUGGUCAUGGCCCUGCUGCUCUACACGACCUUUGCUGUUCCCAUCACCCUCGCCUUCAGCUCGGACUCGAUCAGCGGGCAGCUGUCGCCGUACCAGGUGUGGGACCUCUGCUUGGAUGUCAUCUUCUGUACCGACGUGCUCAUCUCUUUCGGUACUGCCUACACCCAUCAAGGCAUCUACGUGACCAGCAUGGCAAAGAUCGCUAGGAACUACCUCAAGGGCUGGUUCUGGAUCGACUUGCCCGGCAGCGUCCCCUUUGACAAGAUUGUCACUGCAGUGGCCAGCGGGGAAGGAUUCGGCUCCACUCUCAAGGUCUUGAAAUUCAUCAGGAUCCUCAAGAUGGUUCGAGCUGUGAGGUUUCUCAACAAGUUGUCACAGCUGGAAGAAAAGGAUCGAUCAGGGUCUCUCCGCACUAUUCUCAAGACGUUCCGAUCAGUGUUCCUCAUGUUGUUCUCUGCACAUUUUCUGGGCUGUAUGUUUAUUAUGAUGAUUUCCUCGGACAGCAAGGAGAACUGGCUAAGCGCGUACGACGAGGAGCUGGCUCAGAGCAAGUCACGCGAUGUCGAGAAGUACGUCGUUAGCCUCUACUGGGCGUUGACGACUGUCAGCACGUUGGGGUACGGAGAUGUGCUUCCUGUGACCAACGAUGAGAGGAUAUACACCGUCUUCACCAUUCUCAUCGGUGUCGUCGUCUUCGCCUUCUCCUUGGGGAACAUCACGACUCUGAUGACUCAGUCUGAAGGAGCUCGGCUGCACUUCGAGGACAAGCUGCGGGCCAUCUCCGAGUACCUCGACUUUCGUGACGUCAAGCCCACUCUCAAGCGUCGCAUCACCGCACACUUCGGCGGCUGUUGGCGGCAGAGCGGCAGCCUCUUCCACGAGGAGCAGGUGCUGGACUCCUUCCCCCGCGAGCUCCGGAAGAUGACGUUGGAGCAUCUGACCGUCCUCGCGGAGAAACUCGUGCCCGUCCUGUUCGGUUUGGACCGUCAGACCAUCGGUGAAAUUUUCAUUCGCUUGCGGCCCACGGCUUACAUCAAGGACGAGUACAUCUAUCACCGAGGCGAGCGAGGAGGAGAGCUCUUCUUUGUCACCGACGGGAUCGUCUCGCUU